This is a messenger RNA of Acanthamoeba castellanii str. Neff, 303 nucleotides long. RefSeq lists its product as uncharacterized. The record is from RefSeq and is a predicted model, not a curated record. The transcript has 3 exons. NCBI's taxonomy places the organism in Eukaryota, Discosea, Longamoebia, Acanthamoebidae. The coding region runs from base 1 to 303 and encodes 100 amino acids.
AUGGGCAUCAACCAAAGCAUCCCGCCACACCGCAUCGAGCCGCCCCGCUUUCGAAUAGGGCCGCCGGGCAAGCCGAUGCCGAGGGGCAACCAGUACUGCAGCAUGCGGCCCCUCUUCUGGCGCCUUGCGAACAGUAACGUUUUGGUCAGACUGGAGACCGACGUGGCCCUGUGCUUCGGCGACGUUUCGUCGACGGUGUGCCCGUGGGUGAUGACGAUGGCCAUCGCCACGACGCUAGUGAUGAUGAAGAUGAGGAAGAUGAUGAACCGCAGACCCGCGGUCGGCACCACCCGACACAGGUGA